Messenger RNA from Mya arenaria, 3082 nucleotides. RefSeq lists its product as uncharacterized. Lineage: Eukaryota; Metazoa; Mollusca; Bivalvia; Myida; Myidae. Bases 625 to 1992 code for a protein of 455 amino acids. The transcript is spliced from 12 exons. The record is from RefSeq and is a predicted model, not a curated record.
GAUAACAAAACGUCCGGGAUUGUAAAGAAGACACGUAAAUUGUAAACACAGGGAUAGUAUAUCAACUUCAAAGUGCUUUUAGGGAAAAAUAUGAGUUUAAAAGUUAAAACUUCCCGGUAUAGUCAAGUGGUUUUUAAAAGGUUUAACUAUAUAGAUAUAAUUAUAGAUAUUAAUUGAUUUUGAGCUAAUAUGCCACAGUGUGACAAAGUGAUUCUUUGUUUGUUUUGGAUUUGGGCUUUUAUAUUGGAAAAUAUAUUUGCAAACGAUGGAACAUGUACACUGGUUUUGAAUGAAGAAGGGGAUUCUGAGCAGAUUGAAAUGAAGUCCAAUAAUUUUACAGGGCUUUCAAAUAAGGGAACCAUUGUAUCGUUGUCCCGAGAACCAUGUGCCAACAACUCCACCAUACAACUGACCAUCUUACCAGAAGAUAUCAAAGUGUUGACUUUCCAGAAAGGACCCAGGCUAAGUUGACGCUGAAUAUUCGCUACACACUAGCUUUUUUUCGCAACUCCAGCCGCCUACAGACACUCCAGCGAUCCGUGCUGCUGACCCGGUCAAGAAAAUUUAAACAACUGAAUUGCUGGCUGCCAAUCUCAGUCACCAAUCAUCUUCAUAUUGCCAUCAAUGUCACGGUUGCCGGGAACGAAUAUAACACGGUUGCCAGUUCAACGUUGGAUGUUGUGGACCAAUUUGAAUAUUCGAUUAAAUGGGAAUGCCAUCACUUGUAAAGAGGGGUGCAAGUCCGAUGACAUAAUGUUCAACACAUCCUACCUGUGCUCGAAAAAUGGAACAUUAAAUCACAAGCCGUCGGCACGAGUAUUACGCGUUUCAUUCGCACCAUUAGACAAAGGUCAAACUACACUUAAACACUGGUCAGUUGUCUCGUAUCGACAAUUAAAUGCAGACCUCUACUGCUAUGUGUACAAUGACAUCAGAAUAGUUUGUGAUCACGUGAAGUCAAAUUCCGAUCCAUAUGACGAUACCGAAUCCUUUGGGACGUUUGUGAUAUUUGGUCUUAUCGUGAUGACUUGUUUAACAGCCAUCCUCGCUCUCAUCAUAAUUGUCGUGGAGAAACUAAUGGGAUUUCAUCGUGAGUAUAAAGAUAGAAGAGAAAGCAACCCCAAAGAACUUCGCCGCCGAUCCAGUCUUCUAGGCCACUUGGAGACAGAUGAGGUUAUCAGAAACUGCAUCCUUAAUAUGCACAAGACAGUCUCUGAGCCCGAGGCCCAGCCACUGCGAGGCCAUUGUAACGGUUUUUCCAGUGAACGCGAGACCAGCUUCCUGAGGAAUUCCACACACAAGAGUUCACACAACAGGAUAGCAAGUGGCUCCUCCUGGGCGUCUAGUAUUCUAUCUCAAACAAACUCAGGCUUGCCUUCGAAGGCAUCCAGUGGUAAAAAGCUUCAAAGAAGCGUUACACAGGCUAUGCUGGAAGACAUGGACGAAAGCAACUGUUCAAUUCUAUUUCUAACUCUACCCUUCGACCAGUACACCCGAGACGUUACCGAGCUUCUUCGGAACGUUUUGUCUAUUGAGGGUGGAAUUCCAAGCCAGUGCUGCUUCGACCCCGAUGUUUUGAGCGAUUACCAGAUCAAUAGAUUCACUUUUAUAGAAGAGAUAACUGGAAAUACAAACAAAAUUCUGGUGUUUGUGUUUCUUACAACAUUGAGUUAUGGAACCAAAGAAGAAAAGCUGAUACAUGACUUGUUAAACCACUGUCUCCUAAAACAGAGAAUCAUUCCUCAAUGCAAGGUUGUCUUUCUUCACCUAACGGAUGACAACAGUAGGCUAGAAACAAGAUACCAUGGCCAGCAUAUUCAUCUGAAGAAUGAUAAUGCUUCUAAGAAAUUUCUCUCUGUGAUCUUGAGAGAAUGUGCAAUCAAUGUAGAUGAAAGAAAUGAGGAUAGUGAAUUGCUUAAAAGAAUGCUGUCAUGCAGUGCCACAAAGCAUUUAUAUCAGUUGCUAUCGUACAAUGGCGAUAAGGCAGCAUGAGUAUUGUGAAAUAUCGUUUCUUAACUUGCUACAUCUGUAUUAUGUAUGUCUUUCAAUGUAUUUCGAUGUCUUUCAAUAUUGAUCUGAUUACAAUAUAUACGCAUUAGUUUUGACAUGAUCAUUCCUUUCUUACGAUAGCAUUUAGAGUUAAUGCUGGCAAUCACAAAAUAUUCACUCAUGUGUUCAUUUUAUUUCAAGAACAAUAAACAGUCUGGACUCUGUUUAACUGUUCACCACAUGGUUAUAUAUUUCAUUCAAUUAUUAGGUUUAUUAAGCCCCCAUUGCAUGAGAACAGGAUUAUUGCUUUGCACAUGUCGGUCGUUAUGUCAGUCGGUCGGUCGUUCGGUGGGUCCGUCCGUCGGUAGACCAAGACUUUUCCGAGUAAUAACUCGACAAUUCUUGAACCUAUGGUAAUCAAACGUGACAUGAAGGUUGCGCUUUGCCAGUUGAUGACACCUAUUGUAGGGAUCAUCGGGUCAAAGUUUAAGGUCAUCAUGACCUUUAACGAAAAAAGGUUGUCAAUGCUUGUCAGAGUGAUAACUCAACAAUUCCUACUUUUAUGGUCAUCAUACUUGACAUGGAGGCUGGGCCUGACCAAUAGAUGACCGCCGUUGAUUUUAGGGGCCAUCAGGUCAAAGUUCGUUUUGACAGUGACCCUUAAUUCGAAAAGAUUGUACGAGAGAGAACUUGACAAUGCCUGCACCCAUCACCCUCAAACUUGACUUGGAAGUUUGGCCUGACCAUUAGAUGACCCUAUUGAUUUCAGGGGUGAUCGGGUCAAAGAUCAAUGUCACAGUGUCCGUGUGAUAACUCGACGAUGCCUGCACCAAGGUUUGGGGUGACCAGUAGAUGACCCAUAUUGAUUUUAAGGUCAUAAAGUCAAAGGCCAAGGUCAUAGUGACCUUGAACACGAAUGUUUGUCCGAAUGAUAACUAGACAAUGGGUAGAUUUUUGGUAAAUAACAGACGGAGAAACUUUGGACGCAUUUAUUUCUAGUAACCCGGUAUAUGUGAAUUAUCCUCAGUUGACCAGUCUUGGUCAUCCUUAAAUACAAGGUGUUUUUUUGAGAUGUAGUUGUUAUAAACUAACA